Phycomyces blakesleeanus NRRL 1555(-) is the source of this 1191-nucleotide messenger RNA. RefSeq lists its product as hypothetical. Gene Ontology annotation, cellular component: mitochondrion. The record is from RefSeq and is a predicted model, not a curated record. Bases 1 to 1191 code for a protein of 396 amino acids. The transcript is spliced from 3 exons. NCBI's taxonomy places the organism in Eukaryota, Fungi, Mucoromycota, Mucoromycetes, Mucorales, Phycomycetaceae. Gene Ontology annotation, molecular function: (S)-2-hydroxyglutarate dehydrogenase activity; (S)-2-hydroxy-acid oxidase activity.
AUGUCAAGAUGGUCGUUGUGGUCAUCUCGAGCCAUCACACACUCUAGACGAUUCUACAGCGCAAAGGCACCUGAUAUUGAGGUUGAUAACCUUGUUGUUGGCGGAGGUGUCAUUGGAUUGGCUAUAGCAGAAAAAUUAACGCGUGCUCGUUCAGCAGAAACCACUGUUUUGGUAGAAAAGAACGGAGCUAUAGGAGAGGAAACCAGUUCUCGCAAUAGUGAGGUGAUUCAUGCAGGACUGUAUUAUCCAAUCGACAGUCUAAAGACAAGAUUGUGUAUCCAAGGAAACCGAAUGCUCUAUGAUAUUGCUGCCAGGAAAUCGAUUCCUCAUAAGCGUAUUGGAAAAUGGAUUGUGGCACAGACUCCUGAACAGCAUGAAUAUUUGACAAAAAUGCACCAGAAGGCUAAUUCGUUGGGAGUCGAAACUCAUUUCCUGGAUAAACAGCAGGCCAACAAACUGGAACCAGAAAUCCAGUGUCAUUCAGUGCUUGUUUCCCCUUCUACGGGUAUUGUGGAUAGUCAUGCACUAAUGGAGUAUCUGGCUGAGACUGCACAGCAACAAGGAGGUGACUUAGCUUUAAGUACACGUGUGCGUAAGAUUGAAACCUCUGAGGGACAGUAUAGAGUAACAAUUACAUCACCUCUGGAGAAUGAGCCGGACACAGUUGUGCUUGCCAAACGAGUAUUUAAUUCAGCUGGACUUCAUGCCGACAAGAUCAGCAAUAUGCUUAUGCCAGAUCGAUAUAAGCUGUACUAUGCCAAGGGUCAUUAUUUUUCUUAUAACGCUCCCAACAAUAUUCAGCACUUGAUUUAUCCUUGUCCGGAAAAGAAUUUGGCGGGCCUUGGUACUCAUCUUACACUGGACAUGGCAGGGCAGAUCAAAUUCGGCCCCGACGUGGAGUAUGUCGACAGACUUGAAUAUAAUGUUCCAGAUAAUCAGGAUAAGAUUAAGUCUUUUGGAGAUGCUAUUCAUCGGUAUUGGCCACCUCUAGAUCCUCAAAAACUUCAACCUUCGUAUGCUGGCAUUCGUCCAAAACUAGCACGACCUGGGGAAUCUUUUAGAGAUUUUGAAAUUCGAGAGGAAAGAGACUCUGGAUAUGCAAACUUUUAUACUUUGAUAGGUAUUGAAAGUCCUGGUCUGACUUGCUGUCUUGCCAUUGCAGACCAUGUUCAUGAACUCAUUAGAGAUUAA